AUGGCUAAUCUGCAUAAAAGAAUAUCCGCGUACAUUUCUGACAGGCAAAAGAAAGAGGAGGUGCAGGAGAGACUGGACGAACAAAGGAAGUGUUCAGUGCAACCUGGAGACAAGGUGUUUGUGAAGUUAGUGAGCAGGAAAGGAGAUAUGGAGACAUUGAUUUUCAACAUGUCCCAGGAACAGCAGAGCCUGUUUCUGAGGAGUGUGAAGCAUCAGAGGUUACAAAGGGAAGUGAUUCUGAUGCAGGAGAAUGCAGAGACACAGAGCAACAAGUCAAUAGAUCCUCCAGAUAACUUUAAAGAUGGAGGAUGUUCUACUGAUCUGAGUGUGAUGGAGGGUACGAGACCAGAUUCACCUGAACCCAGCUGUGUCUCCAUGAAGAGCGACCGGUCAAUAGAUCCUCCACAAAACUCUAAAGAUGGAGGAUGUUCUACUGAUCUGAGAACACAAAAGAAGAAAUUAAAUGUUACUUAUCAGUUGGAAUCCAUAUUUAAGGAACUGGAGCUCAAAGUCAUCAGCAUGUUAAAGAAUGAGCUAAACAAGUUCAAAAAGCUACUGAAUGAAGAUUACCCAGCAUGCUCUGAGCAGGAGGUAAAGGCUGUAGAAGAUCUGAGUAGUUUCAGAGAGGGGACGCUAAAGAUCACACUGGAUGUUCUGAAGAUCAUGAAUCAGACAGACCUUGCUAACACCCUGCAGAGGAAACUAUUAGUCCCUGUAUAUCAGAAAAAACUCAAAUCCAAUCUGAGAGAGAAAUGUAAAAGAAUCAGUGAAGGAAUCUCCCAGCAUGGAAGCUCAGCACUUCUGAAUGAGAUCUUCACAGAGCUCUACAUCACAGAGGGUUGGAGUGAAGGCGUCAAUAAUGAACAUGAGGUCAGACAGGUUGAAGCUACAUCCAGGAGACCAGCAGUACAGGAGAAUCCCAUCAAAUGUAACGACCUCUUUAAAGACACAUCCAUCAGAACUGUGCUGACCAAAGGAAUCGCUGGAAUUGGAAAAACAGUCUCAGUGCAGAAGUUCAUUCUGGACUGGGCUGAAGGAAAAGCCAAUCAGGACGUUGUCUUCAUAUUUCCACUUCCUUUUAGAGAGCUGAACUUGAUGAAGCAGAAAAAUCUCAGUCUGAUGGAACUUCUUCAUCAGUUUUUCCCAGAAGUGAAAGGUCUGCCAUCAUUAGACUGUGAUGCGUAUAAAGUUUUGUUCAUCUUUGAUGGUCUGGAUGAGUGUCGACUUCCUCUAGAUUUUCAAAAUAAUGAGCGAUUGUGUAACGUAACAAAGUCAGUAAAAAUGGAUGUGCUGCUGACAAACCUCAUCAAGGGGAACCUGCUUCCCUCUGCUCACCUCUGGAUCACCACUCGACCAGGAGCAGCCAAUCAGAUCGCUACUGAGUGUGUAGACCAGGUAACAGAGGUACGAGGGUUCAGUGAUCCUCAGAAAGAGACGUACUUCAGGAAGAGGAUCAGAGAUGAGAACCUGGCCAGUGAAAUCAUCACUCACAUGAAGUCAUCAAGAAGCCUCUACAUCAUGUGUCACAUUCCAGUCUUCUGCUGGAUCUCAGCCUCUGUUCUAGAGAGAAUUCUGGAUGGAGCCGAGAGGAAAGAGAUCCCCAAAACUCUGACUCAGAUGUUCACCCACUUCCUGAUCUUUCAGAUAAAACACAAGGAACAAAAGUAUCAUGGGAAAUCUGACCCUGAUCCACACCAGACCAGAGAGACGAUACUGGCACUGGGAAAACUGGCCUUCCAACAGAUGGAGAAAGGGAACCUGAUCUUCUAUGAAGAAGACCUGACAGAAUGUGGCAUUGAUGUCAAAAACACAUCAGUGUACUCAGGAGUCUGCACCCAAAUCUUCAAAAAAGAGGCUGGACUGCACCUGGGUCAGGUCUUCAGCUUUGUGCACCUGAGUGUUCAGGAGUUUCUGGCUGCUUUAUAUGUAUUUCUCACCUUCAUCAACAAAAACAGAAAUGUGCUGGUGAUGCAAAACACUGGAUUCUUUAACAUCUUUAGAAAAUAUACGAACAUGUCUGACUUUCUGAAGAGUGCAGUGGACAAGGCCUUAAAGAGUAAGAAUGGACACCUGGAUCUUUUCCUCCGCUUCCUCCUGGGUCUCUCACUGGAGUCCAACCAGACUCUCUUACGAGGCCUACUGCCACAAACAGAAAGUAGGUCUUACAACAAAGAGGAAACGGUCAAGUACAUCAAGGAGAAGAUCAGUGAGAAUCCCUCUCCAGAGAAAUCCAUCAAUCUGUUCCACUGUCUGAAUGAACUGAACGAUGAUUCUCUAGUGCAGGAAGUCCAACAAUACCUGAACAAAGGAGGUUCUCUUCAUCAUGAUGAACACCGUCUGUCUCCUGCUCAGUGGUCGGCUCUGGUGUUUGUGUUGCUGAACUCAGAUCAGAAGCUGGAUGAGUUUGAUUUGAGUAAAUAUAAUCCAUCACAUGAAGGUCUUCUGAAGCUCCUGCCAGUGGUGAAAGAAUCAAGAAGAGCUGAGUUGGCUGGUUGUUCUCUAACAGAGGAAAGUUGUGAAGUUCUGUCCUCAGUUCUCAGUUUAAACUCCUCCAGUCUGAAACAUCUGAACCUGAGUAACAAUAAACUGAAGGAUUCAGGAGUGAAGCUGCUCUCUGCUGGACUGGAGAAUCCACACUGUACACUGGAGAUACUGGGGUUGUGGAAUUGUUCUCUAACAGAGGAAAGUUGUGAAGUUCUGUCCUCAGUUCUCAGUUUAAACUCCUCCAGUCUGAAACAUCUGUUCCUGAAUCACAAUAAACUGAAGGAUUCAGGAGUGAAGCUGCUCUCUGCUGGACUGGAGAAUCCACACUGUAAACUGGAGAUACUGGAGUUGUGUCUAUGUUCUCUAACAGAGGAAAGUUGUGAAGUGCUGUCCUCAGUUCUCAGUUUAAACUCCUCCAGUCUGAAACAUCUGAUCCUGAGUAACAAUAAACUGAAGGAUUCAGGAGUGAAGCUGCUCUCUGCUGGACUGAAGAAUCCACACUGUACACUGGAGAUACUGAGGUUAAAUUACUGCAGUAUUACAGAUGAAGGUUUUACUGCUCUGGCUUCAGCUCUGAAAUCAAAUCCAUCAUCACGUCUGAGAGAACUGAAUCUGACCAACAAUCAUCCAGGAGAAUCAGGAGUAAAACUGCUCAAAGAUCUACAGGUGGAUCCACAAUGUAACCUGAAGGAGCUACAAAGGAACACUGAGUUCAACAAGAAAUCGUUCUGUUUUGUUUGGAUCUGCCAGUUCUACAGACAAAAUUAUCCAGAUCCUGAACAUCAAGGUUCAGUCGGAUCAGAACGUGAACGAUCCUGCAGUGAAGGCAGCACUCCUGGAGAAGAUCCAGCAGAAACUGAAGGAGCAGGGGGUGGAACAGAACAUCACACUGAAAUGGAGGGAGCAGCCAAGUGGGGAGGUGUUCCACAGGAUUAAAGAUGAUGAUACAGUUGAUGAUGAUACAGUUCCUUUGUGCAGUAAAGGGUACAAAAGGAAAAAUGCAAACAUGGUGCAAACUGGCUACUGAUGAAUGAAAACUUAAAUUAGAUUAGCCGUGCUUUAGGCGGGCUGGUAACAAACCGCAAAUUAAAGAAACAGUGGCCCCAAUUUAUCUCAUGUUGACCUGUUGGAAUGCAUUGUGCACUGUGCCAUCGACUGGUAGAUCGCGAUCAACAUAUUGGGCAUUGCUGCUGUAGACUAUUAG
Molecule: messenger RNA, 3688 nt
Organism: Trichomycterus rosablanca
Lineage: Eukaryota; Metazoa; Chordata; Actinopteri; Siluriformes; Trichomycteridae
Product: NACHT, LRR and PYD domains-containing protein 3-like
Exons: 14
Coding region: 1-3420 (1139 amino acids)
Biological process (GO): intracellular signal transduction
Molecular function (GO): protein binding
Source: RefSeq, a predicted model, not a curated record